AUGAAUGACGAUAUAUUGUGUCUUAUAUUCAAUGAGUUAUCAGUGAAACAGUUGUUGCGAUUAGAGAGGGUUUGUCACCAAUUCAUGGAUUGCGUGGGAAGUGCUCUCAAGAACUUCAAGAAUGGGCUCAUUAUUGGAAAGAAUUGUUUUGAUGACAAUAAUCCAUAUGAUUUUUAUGGGCCAUUGCUUGACCCUGGUUAUGGUGCUCCACAUCAGAGUGUAGUAAAUAAGCGAAAUGAUGUCAAUUUAGAUAUGAGUCGAGCUUUUCAUGUCCACCGAUACGUACCACACGAAGAGCUCAACAGAUAUCCGUUUUGUCGCAUAAACCGCGGGUUAACUCGAGUGAUAAGACCCGUCCCUCCCGUGGGAUCCGUUCCCUCAGUUCCUCCCUCUUCUCAUGUCAUUGAUUACUACGAUUUGAUUGAAUACAGACACAAAUUGCAGGCAAUUAUCAGUAAGUAUCCCAACAUUGAGUCCAUGUUUUUGUCGAACUGUCGUAUGGAUAGCGAGACAAUGGAACUCAUUAUCACCGGAUGUCUACAUCUCAAGCGAUUAACGCUCAAUGUGCGAUAUCCUGCGCAAGAAUUAAUGGCAUUUUGUCGCAUAUGUAUUGAGCAAAGAGUGGCGACCAAUGAGUUCACACUUUACUUCAAUGAAGACGUCUUUCCGCAAGUUAUCGAUGGUUUGCAAGCAAUGAAUGUCUCGAUUCCCGACUACUUUCAUAUUAUUUCUCGAUGAAUGUGUUGUCCA
Molecule: messenger RNA, 750 nt
Organism: Oppiella nova
Lineage: Eukaryota; Metazoa; Arthropoda; Arachnida; Sarcoptiformes; Oppiidae
Source: the annotation of a GenBank genome assembly